AUGCGACUCAUGCUCGAGGACGAUCGAACGUACGUUCCCUUGAAUCGUGAUCCCACUGCAAAAGUGCAAAGGGACUUGCAGAAGCUACUGGCUGACGGAUUUCGGCUUGUGCCUCCUCAGCAAAAGUCGCUGUAUUUUUCUCUUCUGUGUAACAAUGGCUCCGCUCCCGCUCUGUACGGAUUACCCAAGAUACACAAGGAGGGCGUCCCUAUGCGCCCAAUUGUUGACUUCACCCGCUUGCCUCUCCACAAGUUAUCGAAUUACCUUCACAGGAUUAUCUCCCCUUUGGUCGGCAAAACUGGAACGCACGUACGAAACUCGUACGACUUUAUUGAAAAAGUUCGCAACACGGUCCUACAUGACGACGAGAUCAUGGUGUCCUUCGAUGUGAAGUCACUUUACACAAGCGUGCCCAUUGACUUCGCCGUCAAGGUCUGCACUGACGCUCUCGAAUCGGACCCAAGUCUUCCAGAAAGGACACCGCUCGAGGCUCCAGAUCUCAGCAGACUUCUAGAGUUUUGUCUGAGCAACACAUACCUCAUGUUCCAGAAAAAGUUCUUCAAACAAGUCCAUGGAACUGCAAUGGGAGCCUCGAUCUCAGUCACCGCAGCGAACUCGGCAAUGGAGUCACUGGAGUCCCGUGCCCUGUCUAGUUUCAACCCACGUCCAAGGGUAUUCCUAUGCUACGUGGACGACUGUUUCUCAGUGGUUAAGAAGUCUGCUUUCAGCGCUUUUCUUCUGCACCUUAAUAGCAUGGAUCCAGCCAUACAGUUCACGACAGAGGAAGAAGUUAAUAGUCGUCUGCCAUUUUUGGACGUGCUCGUGAAACGCAAUGGCAGUAGAUUGUCGUUCAGUGUCUUCAGGAAGGAAACUCACACUGGCAAGUACCUAAGUUUCAGCUCUGUGCACCCGAUGUGCCAGAAGAAGUCGGUGGUUGCUUCACUUGUACGUAGGGCGGAGAAACUUUCCACAACUCCGGAGAACCAAGCGGCCGAGCUAGCCACGAUACGCCGUGACCUCUCAUCUUCGGGCUACCCCAGUUCGCUCAUUUAA
Molecule: messenger RNA, 1053 nt
Organism: Rhipicephalus sanguineus (brown dog tick)
Lineage: Eukaryota; Metazoa; Arthropoda; Arachnida; Ixodida; Ixodidae
Exons: 1
Coding region: 1-1053 (350 amino acids)
Source: RefSeq, a predicted model, not a curated record